Macrosiphum euphorbiae (potato aphid) is the source of this 411-nucleotide messenger RNA. The record is from the annotation of a GenBank genome assembly. Lineage: Eukaryota; Metazoa; Arthropoda; Insecta; Hemiptera; Aphididae.
AUGGAGAACCCUCCGAACAGGAGAGCCAGACGGGCCAGACGGGCCAGACGCGGUCGACUACGCAUCGACAGCUGGGCCGAUGUGGACGCCUCACAAGCACCGCUGAUAAUCAUCCAGACCACCAUCUUGUCGUUCUUCACAGUUGUUGUGUUUCUGACUCCAAUUUUGGUCAGCUGUUACGCGACGUAUUACGCGUACGCCACAGAAUUAAAAUUAUUUUACAAAUUGAUAAUCUAUCCAUUGACGCCCAAUUUUCCUCAUUCCGAAGUGGUAAGAUGUUGUGUAGAAUUCCUAAACUCAUUCCUCGUGACCACCCUUGUAUUGUUUAUCAUUGUCGUUUGGCGUACGAUGUAUUUAUGGAUGCAAUUAAUCGUCGAACUCUUGUAUAAUGGUCAAUUAUUUUUGUUGUAA